Strongylus vulgaris is the source of this 387-nucleotide messenger RNA. The record is from the annotation of a GenBank genome assembly. Lineage: Eukaryota; Metazoa; Nematoda; Chromadorea; Rhabditida; Strongylidae.
AUGGAUGCAGUGACGGAAGGUCUCAAGCGACAGCCUCCAUGGGCUCUCUUGUAUGUAGACGAUGUGGUGUUGAUGGCAGAAAACAGAAAAGAACUCGAAGAAGAAGCACAGAGAUGGAGGGACCAAUUAGGGUCGUACGGCUUAGAGUUCACAAAAAAGACAGAGCAUGUGGAAGUGGGAGGUCAAAGAUCGGGAAUAUGCAGCGAAGUUGAGCCAAUUAAAAAGGCGUGCCCUCUCAUUUACCGGUCGCAUCUCUGGCGAAGAGACUUCAAGAUGAGCUAUCGGCCACGACAAACGCACCCUGCGCGGAAAGAAGAGCCUUUACAGGAGAUGUAUGUGAUAAGCGGCUCUCAGUGCAACUUAGGUCCCGAAUAUACCGUACUAUGA